AUGGCUGGUGACUUGACUUGUGAAUUAUGGCAUAUCUAUCGACAUAAACGUUUACAUGAAACCAUGGAAGAUCAAAAAUAUCUUGAUGCAUUUAGUACUGCUCCUGCAGAUUAUAUGGGCAAUAAUAACAAUAAUGGUUCAAGUUUUAUUGCUGAUGGAAACGAUUUACUAGUAGGCGCUACGGCACCACUUAGAUAUUCAAAUAAAAAUCAUUCACCAACCGCACCGUCUGUGCAGAAUACAACAAUCAAUACCCCGCCAACCUCAACUAUGCCUACAACAAAUAUUAACAAUACAGCUAAUCAUAGUUCAAGUAAUAAUGAUGACAGUAUUGUUUAA
Messenger RNA from Heterobilharzia americana, 339 nucleotides. NCBI's taxonomy places the organism in Eukaryota, Metazoa, Platyhelminthes, Trematoda, Strigeidida, Schistosomatidae. The record is from the annotation of a GenBank genome assembly.